Molecule: messenger RNA, 1017 nt
Organism: Polistes canadensis
Lineage: Eukaryota; Metazoa; Arthropoda; Insecta; Hymenoptera; Vespidae
Gene: mRpL9
Product: 39S ribosomal protein L9, mitochondrial
Exons: 2
Coding region: 130-954 (274 amino acids)
Biological process (GO): translation
Cellular component (GO): ribosome; mitochondrion
Molecular function (GO): structural constituent of ribosome
Source: RefSeq, a predicted model, not a curated record
GUGUACGACAAACUUGAUACCUAGUUUGUUCUGUAGAGGGAAAUGCUAUCGAUUAAAAUAUAACCCUAAAUCUGUAAAAUAAUUAUGCACUUUUCUAGUUGAAUUUUUAUGAAAUAAAAAUCAAAUAAAAUGUUAAGAUCAAUAAGUUUUUGUGCAACUCAAUUAAAGACACUAAUUAAACCAAUUGUUAACACGACCACAAAAAAUGUCUUGUCACAGAAUAAUACGAAAGAUUUAUUUUAUCAGCAAACAAGGAAUACUUUUAUUUUAAAAAGAAGGAAUAAACCACCACUUAAUAAAAAGUGUGGAAAGAAGAGAAUUCUUCGACCAAAGCACUUCAUUUACGAAUUAGAAAAACAUGUUGAAACUACAAAACACAAACCAAUCCAAUUGAUAUUAACAUCUAAUGUAAAAAACAUUGGUGUUAAAGGACAAAUCGUUUCUCUAAAACCUGAGAAAGCUUACAAUGAUGUAAUCUUACCUAAAUUAGGAGUAUAUGCGACUGAAGAAAAUAUUGAAAAAUAUAUUGUAAGAAAUGACGAUGAGGAAACUAAAAUUCCUUUGAUAACAAGAAGAACAAUACAAUUUUUAUCCAUUUUUUAUUUAUCCGUAUCGUUAUCGCCAGAAGUCCCAUGGACUUUAGAAAAGUGGCACAUCAGAGUAGCCUUUCGUAAGGCACGAUUUCAUGUACCAGAAGAAGCUAUAACAUUGCCAGAAAAACCAAUAUCUGGACCCGAUAUGUCCAUUGAAGGAAAACAAUUUUAUGUCAUCGUAACGAUUAAUGAUAGUGAACAAGUUAAAGUUAGAUGUAAAAUCCACCAUUUGGCUUCUAUGGAAAAGGAUCGUAUAUAUGUAAAAGACUUUUGGAAAUAUUUAAACGAUCCUAUUUUCCCAGAAGAUAAACCAAUAUUAGAUUCUUUGCCUUUACCAUGUAAUCAACAAAAUUUAAUGUAAAAUAUAUCUAUCUGUAGAUUUACUUGUUAAUAAAUUUAUUAUAUUAUAAAAGAGAAAGAUUUU